AUGUCUCUUCGGGCUGGCAAAGCUGCCUCGUUCGUUUUAGCCACAGUCCGGGCGUUUCCUAGCCUCGAACCAGUUGCCGUGCAGCCUGUGAGCGCCAAAGUGCUUGGGCUGCCCCCACGCCGUGAUCUUCUCUGGCAGGCAGUCACUUUUGAGCGGGAUGCCGAGCGGGUUGGCUCUAAGGUGAUUUUGGGCCGCAGCGACAUGGGCUACUCCAAGAAGAAACUGCGCCCCCAGAAAGGUACUGGUAGAGCCCGUAUGGGCGACCGUGGCAACCCGAUCCGCCACGACGGUGGGUUGGCCCACAACCGGCAUGCCCCUAAUGACUUUGCAACUGGCCUGCCGUCGAGCACCUACUCAUUGGCCCUGCGCACUGCGCUCAGCGAGCAGUACCGGGCCGGCCGUUUGUUUAUUAUUGAUGGAGAGAUCGAGUUUGGCUCCAGUCACAGCCUUGUAGGCGAAACGUUUCUUAAAGAGCAUGGAAUCAAAGGCAACCGAGUCACGUUUGUUGUUGGCGACCACCGAGCGAAUUUAUUUGAUGCCACCAGCGACUGCAUCAAGGUGGACUUAAUCCCCAAGGAAAUGGUCAACGUGCAGGAUAUUUUGCGGGCCGAGCGGUUGUUUAUUGAGAAGGAGUCUCUCCAGUACUUGAUUGCCAAGUUCCCUGUUCCCGAGCCCCUCAAGCCCAUCAAACCAUUGCAACCACAGGAGUUUCAGCUCUGA
This is a messenger RNA of Wickerhamiella sorbophila, 720 nucleotides long. Its product is annotated as 54S ribosomal protein YmL6, mitochondrial. NCBI's taxonomy places the organism in Eukaryota, Fungi, Ascomycota, Dipodascomycetes, Dipodascales, Trichomonascaceae. The transcript has a single exon. The coding region runs from base 1 to 720 and encodes 239 amino acids. The record is from RefSeq and is a predicted model, not a curated record. Gene Ontology annotation, cellular component: ribosome. Gene Ontology annotation, biological process: translation. Gene Ontology annotation, molecular function: structural constituent of ribosome.